AUGUCCCUCGAUCACGCUACUCCCCGCCCUGAUUCCAACAAAGCCGCCCCAAAGUCCGCAGCGCCAAGCAAGAAGAGAUCGCAUUCGGAAUACCUUCGCGACACCAACUCCCGAUUCAAGCGCCUCACAGAGGACGUCUUUCCUCACCACCCCUACCUUCUCACCGCGCCGUCGGAUAAGCCCUUCCGGCUGGGUUCCCGGAGCGUGACAAACUGGGCCGUCGGGAAAGGCUGUUUGUUUGCGCCGGAGGAAGAGCAGCUUCAAUACAUGACUUUCCUCUCACGCCAAACCGAAGACACGCUCCUGGUCGCCGUGGGGGGAUGGUCGGACCGGAACGGGAAUAUCAUCGAGGAAGAUGAGCCGUCAAGGACAGGGUUGAAGAUGAGCAGCAAUCCGCCACAAAAGGGCCAGCAGAAGAAGAAAAUCAGUUUUAACGACUACAAGAAAAAGGCAUUGGAAGGCUCGGUCCCGGCGACUCCUGCCGCUGAGUCCAGCGCGAAGGCAGGCCCAUCUCCUUCUAAUACGCGAAACGAAUGCUCUACAAAACCAGCCGCGAAAGAUGACGACGAUGCUCGCGCACAAAAACAAUUGUCACCCGUCUCGCUUGAUGAACCCUCAUCUAAAAUCCGCCAGUCGGGAGAGGAGAGCGACGCCGAUAAAGCUCCUACGAACCGAAAAAGUGCGCCCGUCGUCCCUGAACUACUCUCGCCCACCCUUCCUCCAGCUACUCGUAGUCCGCGCUUACCUCCUCUACUCUCUCCAACCCUUCCUUCUGAACUUGAAGAGCAACUAUUGCAAUUCUCAGACGAAUCCGUAAAGGAUACCUCGCCUACGACUGGAAAAACCACCCCCAUCCCUUCGAAGAGCGAUUCUAGUGCCACAAAAUCCAAAUCGAAACAGACGGACCAACAGCAGGGGGACGUAUCUUCCAGCACGAAGUUGAAAGUUCCGAAUGCCAAAGGUGGCAUAAAGAAGUCCCCAAUUCCCGCACCUCCGGCACAGCUCCCCAUUAAAAAAGUGGCUGUCGAUCCACUUCGCAACGCGAUAUCCUCAACCUCUACGCCUAAACCGGCAAUUACCACUCCAGCGGAACUAAAGCUCCUUAUCAAGCUUAAAUACGGUCGCCGGAAUGCGAAGCGGGUCGAAGCACUUUUGAAAAUUGCCAAACGCAGAGCCACCGCAGAGAAACGCCCGGUAAGGCAGAAGCUUCAGGAGGACAUGUCCGAUCAAAAGGACACCCCCACACCGUUGGCUUCAAAGACUGUCAGCAAGCAGCGAGAACCCAUGUCUGGAACCAAGCGUGCUCAAGCGGCAGACGAUAUCUCCCCGCAGGGGCCUGCAGCUAAACGACCAAAGACCGCGGCCACAACGCCUGCUGAUAGUUCGCAAAUACCAAUGCAAAUACCAAAAAGUACCCCCCCUACUUGCAAAAAUUCUGGUCAAAAACCUAAACCCCAGCCCGCUGCUUCGAACAAGGAGCCCAAGGUUAGCCCGAAAGGAGCCUCUAUGCGGCGCACGGAAUCUGGCGAUAGCGAGAUUGGAGCCCCAGCUAGAAACAGUAUCAACACCAAUGAGGAAAAGCCGGUCAACGGACCCUCUCCCGCGUUAUCCACCGAAACCCAGUCCGCCAAACUGGAAUGGCGAGCCUGGCGCGACGAGUGGAAGAAAUAUAUGGAUCUUGGCCGAGAACUAAAGUACGCUUGUAACCCGCAGGCUGAGCGAGGAAAGUCGGUCGACAACAAGCUCGGCACCGUCAUGGCCAUUGAAUCUGUUCUGUGCUUUGCACUCGCGUUCAUAGCAGACAACAAAUCCAACUCCAUCGCUCGCCAGGCCGUCGUAUCGUCGAACUGGUGUUCCCUUAUCCCGUAUUGGCAAGCUGUCACGCAUCGGGCAGCCCCUUAUCCCCAUCUUCACGGACUCUGCUCACUAUUGGGCGCCAUAAUCUAUGAGGCUAUUCACGUCCUCGACCUAGAUACCCUCGCCGCCAUCGCCCUUCCCGGAAGGCCCAGCACCAACUCCAACGAAAAGGACAAGGUCGUCGCAACCCCCGGGUGCGACGACCCAAGCAGUCCACCUCAAACCGUAACCUUGACUGAAAAUUCUGAAGUAAUCCGCAGCCUCAUCGAUCUCCGCAAGCGCCUCCCAGAAUCACACCGCGAAGCCAACCGUCUCUGGCUCGAAGGCUCGCGACUCCUGCCCGACGUGGUGCUUGCGCGCGAGUACAAAGAUACAUGGCUCCGACGAAGUCGCAAUUUUGAAGGGCGAGGCAAACAGGUGCUGAAAGUAGGAAAGUACGCUGGCGAUUUCUUCCUGCCGCUGGCGAAGAGCGGCGCGAUGGCUCCCGGGACGGGGACGACGGGGGUUAUCGAAGCGAUACGGUUUGGCUGUGUUUUCCUGGAGGACUGGUGUAACAAGGAGGGCGUAAAGUGGGCUAGUAAACUGAAGUUAUGA
This is a messenger RNA of Uncinocarpus reesii 1704, 2451 nucleotides long. RefSeq lists its product as uncharacterized. The transcript has a single exon. Bases 1 to 2451 code for a protein of 816 amino acids. Lineage: Eukaryota; Fungi; Ascomycota; Eurotiomycetes; Onygenales; Onygenaceae. The record is from RefSeq and is a predicted model, not a curated record.